Molecule: messenger RNA, 2396 nt
Organism: Syngnathus typhle (broad-nosed pipefish)
Lineage: Eukaryota; Metazoa; Chordata; Actinopteri; Syngnathiformes; Syngnathidae
Gene: rtn4rl2b
Product: reticulon 4 receptor-like 2b
Exons: 4
Coding region: 652-2034 (460 amino acids)
Cellular component (GO): plasma membrane
Molecular function (GO): protein binding
Source: RefSeq, a predicted model, not a curated record
UUUAUUUAUUUAUUUAUUUAUUUAUUUAUUUAUUUAUUUAUUUAUUUAUUUAUUUAUUUAUUUAUUUAUUUAUUUAUUUAUUUAUUUAUUUAUUUAUUUAUUUAUUUAUUUAUUUAUUUAUUUAUUUAUGCAUUUGUUUGUUUGUUUGCUUACAGUCUUAUAUGCCUACAUUGAUGUUAAAUUAAUCUCCUUAUUUCGGGUGUGCUGAAUACAAAUCCUGUUGUGAAUCUCCGUGGUAAGGAGUAAAAGUUUUAAAAAAAAAGUAUUCAGAAAACUCACUUCCCACCACUUUUACCUCCUCAGUGACGCUCUAUUGUUUUGUAACAUCAGAAGAAGCCAAACAUUGUCGGCGGCUGCUGCUCCCUUUCUUGGUUCUUCCUUCGGCGAGUGCCAUCCAUCCAUCCAUCCAUCCAUUCAUCCCUCCUCCCACCCACCUAGGAUGCCGACGUAUGAUCGCAUCCAUCACCCCGCCCACGCUACCUGGUGGGCGACGGAAGCGCCGCCAAGUAUAAAGAAGCAGCGGGGACUCCCAAGUCCCACUCCUCUGUGAAGGCACAGCGACUCAGUCCCCGGAGCCGAACGUCAGCAGAGAUAGCAGCAAGCAGGCAGUUCCCCGCCGCGCAGGCUAACUCGCUUUCGGUUUUACUCGCCAUGGAGACUCGCUGGACUGUGAGGAGCUCCAGAACAGCCCACAACUUCAAGGGUGGACUGACUCUGUGGCUGAUCCUGUGGCUGGUGGUAGUGAAGCCCAGCAGUGUGGCUGCAUGCCCCAGGCUUUGUGUGUGUUACCCAACGCCCAUGACAGUCAGCUGCCAGUCUCAGAACCUCACCGCCGUUCCGGUCGGCGUGCCUUACGACUCACAACGGGUGUUCCUGCAAAACAAUCGCAUCACAGAGCUCCGUGCAGAUUCUUUUGGCUUUGAAACACAGGUGCUUUGGCUCUAUGGCAAUAACAUCACAUGGAUUGAGGCCGGGGCCUUUAGUAACCUCAGGGUGCUGGAGGAGCUGGACCUGGGCGACAACCCCACAAUGAGGCGCCUAGAAGGCGGAGCUUUCAGAGGCUUGGAGAAGCUGCAGAGUCUGCACAUGCACCGAUGCAAGCUUGCCAUGCUACCCCAAGACCUCUUUCACAAAUUGUACAGUCUGCAGUUUCUCUACUUGCAGGAGAAUCAACUCCACUUUCUGCAGGACGAGCUGUUCUCAGAUCUGGUCAACCUCACCCACCUAUUCCUCCAUGGCAACCGCAUCCGUGCCCUUUCUGAGAACGUGUUCCGAGGCUUGGUCAAUCUGGACCGCCUCCUUCUUCACGACAAUCGAAUCAGGCAGGUCAACCGUCGCGCUUUUCGCGACCUGGGCCGCCUCUCCAUUCUUUACCUGUUCAACAACUCCCUUGCUGAGCUCCCAGGCCAAGCUAUGAAAGACACCCUGGGCAUUAACUUUCUCCGUCUCAACGGCAACCCUUGGUCCUGUGGUUGUGAGGCCCGUACCUUGUGGGAGUGGUUCCGCAUGGUCCGCAUUUCCUCUUCUGAACUGAUAUGCUCGUCGCCAUCGCAUCGUCGCGGGCAAGAUCUCCGAUUCCUCCGGGAGCUGGACUUUGCCCUCUGCCCAAUGCCUGACCCAGGCUCCUUGGCCGGAAGCACCACGACCACCUUUAGCACCAAAACCCGCUGGUGGUUCUCCAAGCACAAGCCCGUGUCCUCCUCCAAGUUUCACAGCCGUAAGACCACAGAAACAGUAAAGGCGUCCCCUGUAGGAAAGUCACAUUAUUUCACCAAAACCCAACUCGAGUCGUUUCCUCCCAAGUAUGAACUAUCAGAUGAUGAAGUGGCUCUCCCUAAGCUCGACCCAGAAGAGUACUGGGACAACUAUGGCAACGAAGAUUCUGCCAUCCGCUGCUUUGAAUCCGAUUGCCCAACAGGCUACGGCGAUCCGUCUUUUUCAUCCCCGUUCUCAUCUUUUGCCACCAGUCCAGCUCUCCUCCAUCCCCUCUCUUUCUGCAUACUUGCUUUCUCCAUUCAUUUGCUUUUUGGCUGAAUCCACCAUUCCAUCAACCUUUCCUUCUUCUCUCAUUCCUCCGUCCUGCUCUCUCCUACUCACAACAAAAAGCCUGGGAUCUUGAUCUCUACUAGCUGCUUGAGCUGAAAGUAGGUGGCGGUACACAAUGGCAGGAAACAGGCGACGGAGCGAGAAUCUGUUUUCAAAGCAGAUAUCAGUGUAGGCAAUAUACUGAUAGGUGGCAAGCAGCAACCGUUAAUAGACUACACAACACAGUAACUAGGAGUGGCAGGAGUUUGGUUUUGCUGAUGCGGCAGCAAUUGAUGCAGGUGUCAAUCGAGGUGUUUUCUACAUGAACAACUGACGACAUCAGUUCUGCUGCUUUUCUUUACCUCGCCAAU